UAAAAAUUUUACAUAAAGGUUCGAUUCGCUCAUAUCAUGAAUUUAGGUCAUUACCGUUACAAUUAGGUAAAUAUGACGAACCGAUACACAGAAGGUGAGCAAAGUUUGAUUUUGAAGUUGAUUCAGUACUUCCAAGGGGAAAAAGAAGCAGGCAAAACUUUAACACCCGUAAGCGCAGUAUAUGAUAGGGUUUGUGCUGCCCUGGGUGUAUCGUUGUGGACUGUAAAAAGAAUUAGUACAAGAGGUGUUAAAAAAGAUGACGAUUACAAAUCGCAAAAAAGUGUGGCUAUUAGUUUAUCUCACGGACCUCCGCUGCAUGAAAUACAUGAACAUGGAAGAUUUGCUUCAAAUGAAGACGUUCGCGAGAACACUUAUGGAAUUGAUUUUAUAGGUGAGAAUGUUACACUCCGUUCUUUACACAGUAAUCUUCAACGACUUGAUGGCCAAGUCCGCGGAGACUAUCAUGACUCCAUGAAUUGCCUUAACUUUGAGAAGUGGUUUGAACAACAAUUGCUCCCGAACUUGGAUGAACCUUCUCUUAUAAUUAUGGACAACGCUUCUUACCAUUCAGGAUUGGUAGAAAAAAGUCCAAAUCAAUGCUGGACAAAAAUGUCACUUAUAGAGUGGCUAACAUCACGAGACAUUACAUUUGCACCAACAAUGAUGCAAGAUCAGAUCUGGGAAGUAGUGAAAAAUCAUAUACCACCAAAACUAUUUAGAUUGAACGAAUUAGCAUUACAACAUGGUCAUCGUGUUUUGAGACUUCCUCCAUAUCACUGCGAGUAUAAUCCAAUCGAAAUGGUAUGGUCAGAAUGCAAACGGCAUUACGAUGCAAGGAUCGGUUCAAUUCUGCCUGUCACACACAGUGCCGUUUUGUCUUUAUGGAAUGAGGCACUGCACAAAGUUACACCGGAAAAAUGGAAAAGAUAUUUUGAUCAUACAAGAGGCAUUAUAAACCAGGCCUGGGAACGGGAACAACAUAUUGAUACAUUAGACAUCUUACCGGUGAUUGUCAACUUGGACGAAUCUGAUAGUAACGAAGAUUAUUAUGAUGAUUAUAUUCAUGAGGCAGAAGAGAAUCAGCGUGUUUAA
Messenger RNA from Photinus pyralis (common eastern firefly), 1092 nucleotides. RefSeq lists its product as uncharacterized. NCBI's taxonomy places the organism in Eukaryota, Metazoa, Arthropoda, Insecta, Coleoptera, Lampyridae. Bases 73 to 1092 code for a protein of 339 amino acids. Gene Ontology annotation, molecular function: nucleic acid binding. The transcript has 6 exons. The record is from RefSeq and is a predicted model, not a curated record.